Messenger RNA from Drosophila hydei, 800 nucleotides. Its product is annotated as serine protease 1-like. The transcript has 2 exons. Gene Ontology annotation, biological process: proteolysis. The record is from RefSeq and is a predicted model, not a curated record. The coding region runs from base 1 to 789 and encodes 262 amino acids. Gene Ontology annotation, molecular function: serine-type endopeptidase activity. NCBI's taxonomy places the organism in Eukaryota, Metazoa, Arthropoda, Insecta, Diptera, Drosophilidae.
AUGAAGGUUUUCAUUGUACUCACUUUGAUUAUCGCUGGCGUUAGCGCGAAAGUAGAGGAGCAGGUCCAUCCCAAGGAUCUUCCCAGGUCAGCUAAGAUCCAGGGUCGCAUCACUAAUGGUUACCCCGCAUACGAGGGCAAGGCUCCCUAUGCCGUGGGUUUGAGCUUCAAUGGCUGGUGGUGCGGUGGUUCCAUCAUUGCUCACGACUGGGUGCUGACAGCUGCUCACUGCACCAACGGUGCCAGCUCUGUGACCAUCUACUAUGGUGCCACCUGGCGCACCAACGCCCAGUUCACCCACACCGUCGGCAGUGGAGACCGUAACGACAUCAUCAACCACCACAACGCUGAUAUUGCAUUGAUCCGCAUUCCCCAUGUGGACUUCUGGCAUAUGGUUAACAAGGUUGAGCUACCCAGCUACAAUGAUCGCUACAAUGACUUUAACGAACGCUGGGCUGUCGCCUGCGGCUGGGGUGGUACCUAUGAUGGUAGCCCAUUGCCCGACUGGCUCCAAUGCGUCGAUCUGCAGAUCAUACACAACUCCGAGUGCCAGAGAACAUAUGGUUCUGGCACUGUUACCGACAACAUUCUCUGUGUCCGUACUCCUGAUGGCAAGUCCACCUGCGGUGGUGACUCUGGCGGCCCAUUAGUCACACAUGACGGCAACAAGUUGGUCGGUGUUACCAACUUUGGCACUAGUUCGUGUACAUCUGGCGCUCCAGCUGGCUUCCAACGUGUCACCUAUCACUUGGACUGGAUCCGUGACCACACUGGAAUUGCUUACUAUUAGUAUGAUUCAUG